AUGUUUCGCAAAAGCACGCUGCAGCAGGCACAUGCGUUAAACCUACGUGGUUGGGUGAGGAAUGAGCCGGACGGUUCCGUGAGUGGCGAGGCCGCUGGUCCUACGCAACACGUGGAACGUCUGCGCGACUAUCUUCACAUUGGACCUCGGGAGGCUCGUGUCGAUAAUGUCGAUGUCAUGUUUAUCAAGCACCAUGACAUAUCCACGUCAACACUUCCGAUGCCGUUUGAAAUUCGGUCAUAA
Molecule: messenger RNA, 243 nt
Organism: Malassezia globosa CBS 7966
Lineage: Eukaryota; Fungi; Basidiomycota; Malasseziomycetes; Malasseziales; Malasseziaceae
Exons: 1
Coding region: 1-243 (80 amino acids)
Molecular function (GO): acylphosphatase activity
Source: RefSeq, a predicted model, not a curated record